GAAAUUUUAAAAUUUCAAAUAAAAAAAGUUUAUAUCAACCUAAAUCGGAAAACAUUCCUUUUAUCGGCAUUUUUUUUGGGAUUUACUAGAAGACUUUGUACGGCAUCCUCACCGAGCAUGUCUAGCGAAGACCCAAAAUACCAGUUACAAAACAGUUCUCUUCAUUCUGCCGUUUACGUGACAACUCCUAACGAAGAAGUAGCAAAGAAAAUCGCUCAUGGAUUAGUUAAAGAAAAACUAGCUGCCUGCGUUAGUAUUAUACCGAAAAUAACAUCUAUCUACGAGUGGAACAACGAAAUUAACGAAGACUCCGAAGCUCUGUUGAUGAUCAAAACUAGAACAUCGAAAGUCGAUGAUUUAAUACCUUAUGUGAAGGCAAACCAUCCGUAUACUGUGUGUGAAGUUAUUUCCGUACCUAUUAUGAAAGGCAGUAAAGAUUAUUUGGACUGGAUAGAUAAAAUAGUACCAGAAAAGUAAAUUCUUAGAUUUAAGUUCGAUAUUGUGCUAUUAUAGGUAGUUGUCAAGGCUACAGUUUUUAAAAUACAAACAUAUUUCAUUC
Messenger RNA from Sitophilus oryzae (rice weevil), 559 nucleotides. Its product is annotated as protein CutA homolog. Gene Ontology annotation, biological process: response to metal ion. Lineage: Eukaryota; Metazoa; Arthropoda; Insecta; Coleoptera; Curculionidae. The coding region runs from base 118 to 477 and encodes 119 amino acids. The record is from RefSeq and is a predicted model, not a curated record. Gene Ontology annotation, molecular function: copper ion binding. The transcript has 3 exons.